AUGGGUAUGUCGUACGAGGAUGCCGAGAUUGUUCUGGAUCCGGGAACUCAGAAGCCAAGGUGGAAAGUCAAGUUCACAUGUGAUGAGCAGGGAUCCCGCAGCUACGCGGUUCCUCUCGGAGAAAAUUUCCAAACCUUCGAUGUCCUCAUGGGCUGCGAUGGUGCACGCAGCCGUGUUCGAGAGUCGCAGAAGAAGAUCUUCGGAGAGGCAAGAUGUGACUAA
Molecule: messenger RNA, 222 nt
Organism: Symbiodinium sp. CCMP2456
Lineage: Eukaryota; Dinophyceae; Suessiales; Symbiodiniaceae
Source: the annotation of a GenBank genome assembly